UAGAUCAGAAAGCUUCGAUCCACCGGACGACACUGACAAUCAUUGUGCACGUCUGUAGAUAAGUGGUGCACCUGAACCUCUCAUAAAUAACUGGCCUUCGGGCUGGUCAAUAAAACCGAAUGGGGUAGAGCCGAGUUAUUAGGAAAUGAUCAAUUAGUCGCUCGGCACUUGAGCGUUUUCGUUGGUUCUUGAGGGCAUUCGAGACCGGCGACCAAAUGGAAGCACUACGUCGAUUUUUAAGAACGGAGACCCGUUGUCGCCUCUACGGGAUACGCACCAUAAUAUUGUUUGCCCUAUUUUUGGGUUUCUCGGUGGCUGCUGAGGUGCCGGAUUUGCUCACCCCCGAACCGGAUAUCACGAUAGACGAAUGCCACGAUGAGUUCACCAUUGCCUGUGCCAACGCCUCGCUGGUCUUCUCCGAUUCCUACGAUCUGUGCGAACUGAAUGCCAAUGAGACCAUCAUCAAUCUAGAGGUCGAUGUGGAACUGGAGCGACUCCAAAUCGAGUUGGGAUCCAGUGCGGUGUGCGGAAAUAUGCAAAUCUGCGACACAUUGGUUGACGAUCUGGAGUACUUUCAGUGCAUCAAUAAAAACGGAAUCCAUAACCUUGACAUUCUGACCGAAAUAAAUUACAAUGCCACGAGUGCGUAUACACGACUACACGAGGACUAUGAUGCAGUGCAUCGGGCGCUUUUGCUUUGCGGCCUCGAUGCCCAGAAAAAGUACUUGGAGGACAUAAGGCAGGCCCACAGAGAACUCACUCAAUGUCGAUCGGAAAUCGACGAGCUUAACAACGAGUAGUCGUCGCUUAUCUGUCACUAUACAAACAAAAUGAUUAAGGGUGAAUAAACACCAUCAUAUAAGCUAAAUCACUAUAGUUUACCAGGAAUCGAUAUUAUUUGCUGAUAAGAAUAUAACUUUUAGGAUUUGUUGAUUGCCUGAUCCGUCUUAGAUACAUUAAGUACA
This is a messenger RNA of Drosophila simulans, 965 nucleotides long. RefSeq lists its product as uncharacterized. Bases 216 to 800 code for a protein of 194 amino acids. NCBI's taxonomy places the organism in Eukaryota, Metazoa, Arthropoda, Insecta, Diptera, Drosophilidae. The transcript is spliced from 2 exons. The record is from RefSeq and is a predicted model, not a curated record.